Apiotrichum porosum is the source of this 1887-nucleotide messenger RNA. RefSeq lists its product as uncharacterized. Lineage: Eukaryota; Fungi; Basidiomycota; Tremellomycetes; Trichosporonales; Trichosporonaceae. The record is from RefSeq and is a predicted model, not a curated record. Bases 1 to 1887 code for a protein of 628 amino acids. The transcript has 3 exons.
AUGUCCUACCCAUUCGACACCCCAGGAUACACCAACGUCCUGGACGAUACCCGCCUCUGGGGCCGUAGCUGUGUGCAGUGCACCGACCCCGCGCCAGCAUGUAGUUGUGCCAAGGGCGAGAGUUGCGUUCAGAUUGAGCGCGAGUGCGUGACCGUCAAGUGCAUCAGCUCGAGCAGCUCAAAAGGCAUCAACCCCGGUAUCAUUGCUGGCCCAAUCAUCGGAGUGGCCCUCAUUGCUGCCAGUCUUGUCCUCUUUUGGUGGCUGCGGCGGAAGAAGCAACGUGACCUUGCGCGUCUCGAGGACCUGGCAGAGCGGGCACGGAAGGGCGAGUCGUCGGCCUUCCACCUGUCCACACCAGCAUCACCUUCAGCAGCAGCGCGCCAUAGGUCUCAGCAGUCUGGCACGCCGCGGAGUCCCGCGAGCGGCGGAAGCGGUGGCAUGCGCCAAGCGCAGCGCCAAGUGCUUCCCAACGUCCCCGCCGAUGCAGAGUUUUACGACGAGAAUGGUGCGACCAUCCGCGUAUACUCGGCGUCGCGUGGCGUCAUCAACGCAGACCCCAACCACCCGGACAAUGGUGGCACUGGCGACCCCUUUGCCGACCAGCGCAGCAUGUCCACAUCGGGCAGCGGCCACUCGACCAACGUUAUUCCUAUCCACUUUGUGCCCGCCGGCCAGUCCGACGACUUGGCCAACGGAGAGCAGCCCUCUGUCGACCAGCAGGCCCAGGCCGCGCGCACGCUCGACCUGGCGCGUCAAAACCUCUUCCGUCCAGGCGCACGCCCAGGCGUCGCACCUCCUCCCCGUCCCGCCCGUGCCCCCGACCUCGACCUCCGCCUCAACCCGCCUCGCGCCGGCAACAUGGCCGAGGCGAACAGCGGUUCGUCGCGUAUCUCGAUUGCCUCCAUGACGUCUGGUGCUCCUUCCUUCUUGUCGUCCAACACUGCCGAUCUCCAUCUCGAUGUCCCCAAGAUUGUCACUCGCCAGCAGGUUCACGUCGGUCGUCUCCAGGCCGCCGAGGUCGUUCAAUUCAGCACUCUGCGUGCGGCCCAGGAGUCGGCCGACAACCGCGGCGCUGCUGCCAACCCGUUCAACGAAAAGGAAGAGGUCCAGAGUGCUGCCGCCUCGCAGGAGACGUUUGGCAGCGAGGUCCACAGUGGCGGCGAGGCAGCCCAGAGCCGUGUCUCUGUUGGCUCGCGCCGCUUCGAUGACGACGGCAACGCCGUCUCUCAGCCCAGCCCCACCGACCUCCGCUUCUCCAUGGGUUCCCUUGCCUACGACCGUACCUCCGUCUCCACCAACGGCACCAGGCAGAUGCCCCCGCCUCCUCCUCCUCCAUACACUGCUGCCGAGCGCCCACGCUUCGAGUCCAUGUCGUCGGCACACUCCGUGGGCGGCGACUCGCUCCUCGGCUCGUUCCCCAUGAUUGCCCCGCAUGCCGGUGGCCAGUCUCAGCCGCACCCUCUCAGCGGCGGCAUCCCCCAAAACUUGUCCACCACCUCGCUGGACCUCGCCAACUCGGCGCGGCCCCCAACAGCGUUUAGGGGCGCCCAAGCCCGCCCCCUCACCGCCACCUCUUCCCACUCUGUCGCCGACUCGUUCCUCGGCAGCUUCCCAUUCGUCCCGCCCAACGUCAACGGCGACGGAUCGCCUGUACCCCCCAUGCCAGGAGCAAGGGGCUCGCAGCAGGCCAACCCGGGCCGCCUGACACUGGGCAUGAGCGCAGUCAGCGAGGGCCUCGGUGACUUUGACUUUAGCUUUGAGAGCAGCGGUCACCCAGCGUCAGCAGCAGCAGCAGCAGCAGCAGCGGGCCAGGGCCACGGCGGCGAAGAACACGAAGAACACGUCGAGGACCCCACCACACCCCGCGCGCCUACAAUGCGCCGCUGA